Messenger RNA from Beta vulgaris subsp. vulgaris (sugar beet), 589 nucleotides. RefSeq lists its product as hypothetical. The record is from RefSeq and is a predicted model, not a curated record. NCBI's taxonomy places the organism in Eukaryota, Viridiplantae, Streptophyta, Magnoliopsida, Caryophyllales, Amaranthaceae. The transcript is spliced from 2 exons. The coding region runs from base 211 to 444 and encodes 77 amino acids.
AAAUUGCCCGUGUGGUGUAAUGAGAAAGAGUUGAAUUAGUCUUCAACAAACUCUUAAAAUUUUAUAAUAACCAGUCCAACACCCAAACAAACAACAUCAGCAGCCAUAGCCAUACCAUAACCAAAGUCUAUAAAAAAACGAAAAUACUUUAGUAGCAAUUUUUAUCAAAUUUGGAGGAGAGAGAAAAUCUAAACCCAUAAACCACAAAUCAUGUGUUGCGGUGACGGAAAUUGCAGGCCGUUAGGCUUCCUCUUGGGUCUUCCUUUCGCCUUCUUAUGCCUCCUUAUCUCUAUUGUUGGCAUUAUUGUUUGGAUAGUCGGAUUGACGUUGAGUUGCAUAUGUCCAUGUUGUUUGUGUGUGACGGUGUUAGUGGAAUUGGCACUUGAGUUGAUUAAAGCUCCUAUUCAUGUCAUGGAGUGGUUCACUUCUAAAAUCCCUUGCUAAUUUUAAAUUUCUUAUGAUUUUUUUGUUUGUUUUGUUGUAAUUUCACAUCUUUUUUGUAUUUUGUGUAAAUCUUAAUAAAUGAAUUCUGGGGUUUUGUGUAUUAGUUUUUGUUGUUGAUCAAUAUAGUAGAUGAUUCUUGACUCUA